Hordeum vulgare subsp. vulgare (domesticated barley) is the source of this 2253-nucleotide messenger RNA. RefSeq names its product beta-fructofuranosidase, insoluble isoenzyme 4-like. NCBI's taxonomy places the organism in Eukaryota, Viridiplantae, Streptophyta, Magnoliopsida, Poales, Poaceae. The record is from RefSeq and is a predicted model, not a curated record. Gene Ontology annotation, molecular function: hydrolase activity, hydrolyzing O-glycosyl compounds. Bases 266 to 2002 code for a protein of 578 amino acids. The transcript has 7 exons. Gene Ontology annotation, biological process: carbohydrate metabolic process.
UUGAAACCUCCUCUGAAAUGAAAUCUGUGAAAGAGACCCAUUUCUUCCACCACCAGCAGCAGGAGCAGCAGCAAGCAAUGUUGGCUGGCUGGCAUUUUAAAAUCCUGCCUGGACGGCUGGACCAGUCAUGACUUGCGUGCGUGCCUCUGCUCGCCCAAGGCCAAGGGUCGUAAACAACGGGUUAACAAAGUCUUCUCGCCUCACAUCACAUCCCCAUCUCGAGAGCUAGUCAGUCCCCUUCCUCUGUUUCCUCCUUCUGUCCCCCAUGGCCCAAUCCUCCUGGGCCUUGUUCCUCCUCCUUGCUCUCUUCUCCUCUAGCCUCCUCGUCUGCAGCAGCAAUGGGGAGAGGGUCUUCCUCUACCCGCAGUCUCAGAAGGUCUCCUCCAUCGUCAGCCAGCGGUACAGGACCGCCUACCACUUCCAGCCCCCCAAGAACUGGAUCAACGAUCCAAAUGGGCCAAUGUACUACAACGGCAUCUACCAUGAGUUCUACCAGUACAACCCCAAUGGCUCCGUGUGGGGUAACAUAGUUUGGGGCCAUUCGGUUUCUACAGAUCUCAUCAACUGGAUCCCACUUGAAACCGCAAUAGAACGGGACACCCCGAGCGACAUAAACGGCUGCUGGACCGGCUCGGCCACAAUUCUCCCCGGUAACCGACUGGUCAUCAUAUACACCGGUGCCGACCCGGAGAAGCGUCAGGUCCAGAACAUUGUGGUUCCGAAAAACCUGUCUGAUCCGUACCUGAGAGAAUGGACCAAAGCCGUAAAUAACCCGGUGAUCCAACCGGUCGGACCGGGCUUGAACUCGGGCCAGUUCAGGGAUCCGACAACCGGUUGGAUCGGACCUGAUGGACUUUGGAGGAUAGCAGUUGGUGCUGAGCUCAACGGCGACAGUGCUGCACUUUUGUACAAGAGCAAAGACUUUCUGAACUGGACUAGAGUUGACCACCCACUGUAUUCAUCCAAUUCCUCCUCUAUGUGGGAGUGCCCCGAUUUCUUCGCGGUAUUGCCGGGCAAUAGCGGUGGACUGGACCUGUCUACAGCGAUCCCGAAUGGCGCCAAGCAUGUCCUCAAAAUGAGUCUGGAUUCCUGUGACAAGUACAUGAUUGGGGUUUAUGAUCUGAAAAGUGACACCUUUAUUCCAGAUACUGUCCUAGAUGACCGUCGGCUAUGGUCGAGGAUCGAUUAUGGUAAUUUCUAUGCCUCAAAGUCGUUUUUCGACUCGAAGAAGGGCAGGAGGAUCAUAUGGGGUUGGACUAACGAGACAGACAGUUCUUCAGACGAUGUAGCAAAAGGUUGGGCUGGAAUCCAUGCAAUUCCCAGGACAAUUUGGCUAGACAUCCAUGGCAAGCAGUUGCUGCAAUGGCCAGUUGAAGAGGUCGAGUCCCUUCGAGGAAAUGAAAUCAACCAUCAAGGACUAGAGCUGAAGAAGGGAGGUCUGUUUGAGAUUAAGGGAGCUGACAGUUUCCAGGCUGAUGUGGAGAUAGACUUUGAGCUGACAUCCAUCGAUAAAGCUGAUCCUUUCGAUCCCUCCUGGCUUUUGGACGUUGAGAAGCAUUGCCGGGAAGCGGGUGCAUCAGUCAAUGGUGGCAUAGGGCCAUUUGGACUUGUUGUCCUGGCCUCUGACAACAUGGAGGAGCACACUGCUGUGCACUUCCGGGUGUACAAGUCAGAGCAAAAGUACAUGAUACUCAUGUGCUCUGAUCUAAGAAGUUCUUCAUUGAGAGCAGGACUGUACACACCAGCCUAUGGAGGCUUCUUUGAAUACGACCUUGAAAAAGAAAAGAAGAUAUCUCUGAGAACUCUGAUUGAUCGGUCGGCGGUGGAGAGCUUCGGCGGUGGCGGCAGGGUCUGCAUCAUGGCCAGAGUGUACCCCGUGGCGGUUGUCGACGGUGUGGCCCACAUGUAUGCCUUCAACAACGGCAGUACCACGGUCAGGGUGCCACAGCUCAGGGCCUGGAGCAUGAGGAGAGCACAAGUGAAUGUGAAAGGGAUGGUGUGAUGGUUAACAAAGCAGAGCAAUUCUAAUUGACCUGUGAUUGGAAGACUGGAUCAAUCUGAUCACUUGUGUAGCACACUUCACUAUUUUGAAAAAGGAAAUUACUCCCAUUCACGAGCGCUUCUAGGUAGAAAUAAAAAGGAAUUUCAACAGGGAAAAAAUAGCUGCUCAUUUUCUUGACCUCUAGCAUUCAUGUAUUAUAGUUUACCGGUACUUGGUUAGAAAGAAGGAAAUAAUAUUACUGUUUAAAAGUA